AGCCCCAUGCAGGUCGAUUGGCUGCGGCUCCUCGUCUCACGGCCGGCUCGCCGCAGCUGCUUAUAUGAGUUGCUCGAGUUUGUAUUUAAGAUGGCUUCAAUCCUUCCUUGAUACCGGAUAUCUCGCCUCUCUCAUCACCGCAGCAAUGGCUCGCACAAAGCAGACCACCGGCAAGACCCUCCGCCGACGCGGAGGCGGCAACGGCGGCUUCGGCACCGGCGGCGGCGGUCGCUCCGCCCGCUCCUACGGCCCCCACGACCUCGACAUGAUGGCCCUCCAGGAGGAAGCCGAGCGGCGCGAGCGCAUCCUCGCCGACCGCCGCCGCGUCGCCGCCAAGUGGCGCCCCAAGAUCCCCGAGGUCCGCAAGGUCAACUUUGAAAACUUCAAGAACCGCUUCCAGGCCGAGGACGAGCCCGACUACGCCGUCGAGGUCCUCGUCGCCGGGCCGGGCCUGCAGGGCCAGAUCCGCCGCGAGCGCGCCCUCCGCCGCAGCGAGGAGACGGCCCGCGUCCGCAAGAGCUGGUACAGCCUCUACGGCCACCACGGCGACCGCCACGGCGGCGACCUGGGCCGCAACAGCAAGAAGAUUGAUCCUCUGGACAAGGUCAAGCGCGAGAAGCGCAACGAGCUGCUGCCCUCCGACACCGAGAUCCAGCGCAUCCGCGUGCAGUCCCAGCCCGUCCUCGGACACCUGACGUCUCUCCUCAACGACACCGAGUCGCGGUCGACUCCGCGCACCUUCAUGCGGCCGUUCAAGGCCCUGGUGUACUUCCAGCCCAAGAUGCGCGAGGUCCUCGCCACGCUGGAGGAGAAGUGGGCCGACUACGAGGAGCUCGACGAGCAGGGCUCUGACACCGCCACCAGCGAUGAGGCCGAGGUCCUCGUCGAGGCUCCCCCCAAGGACGCCGCUGCCGAGGGUUCUGAUGCCGAGGAGGACGGCGACGAUGACGACGACAAGUCCGACACCGAGUCCCUCGCCUCGGUGGACUCCAACGCCGACGAGGACUUUGACGGCGUCAUGGACAGCCCCGAGGCCCUCCGGGACAUGCGCUGCUACGUCAAGUUCAUCGACGAGGAGAUCAUGCCGCUGUACGCGCGCUUCGACGACAGCUCGGCCGAAAAGGUCAAGUUCGACGACCUGUGGUCCCUGUUCCGCGUCGGCGACCUCAUCCACAUGCCCGCGGCCGUCGAGGCCGGCGGCCGCUACCACGAGGUCUGGCGCAUCUACCGCGUCCAGGCGCCGCAGCCCGAGACGUCGUACCCCAAGAACGGCUGGGGCUUCUUCGACGAGUACGACGACGUCGACGACUCCAACAAGUUCAAGAUCUCGGCCUACUACGUCGACCACGACGGCUCGACCUUUGGCGCCGUCAAGAACAAGUUCGAGAUCGAGGCCUUUGCCGGCGAGCGCUCCAUCGACUCGCUGCCCUGCUACCCGCUGCGCUACCAGCCGGGCCACGAGGAGCUCAUCGAGGGGCUCAAGGACCAGGGCCGCCGCUUCCUGCGCUACCUCGAGGACCGCCACCAGCAGCACAACGCCUGGACGCUGACCCGGAACCCGCCCUCGCACCGCCACGAGCCCGACCAGGAGAUCCUCGAGAACGAGUACUACGAGAAGAUGCGCCACCCCGAGUUCGUCGAGAGCGACGUCAUCGUCGACCUCACCGAGGCCUACCAGAAGAUGCCCAACUGGCGGCCCGACUUCCACCAGCUGGCCGUCAACAAGUCCAUCCGCUGCGAGAUCUCCGACGACGAGAUGCCCAUCCAGAAGUGGUUCGACGGCACCCGCCAGAACCGCUCGUACGUGCAAAAGGAGAUUAUCCAAAAGGCCGACGGCGUCGAGAGCCGCCAGCGCCGCGACAACCUCGCCGUCGACACCUUUCUGCGCAACCGCCUGCGCGGCACCCGCAACUUCGAGGCCAACGCCCAGGCCCUCAAGCUGCGCGACGAGGACCUCGUGCUGCUGCCCAAGCGCAUGUUCGCCUACGCCCUGCGCGAGCGCCGCUUCAUGCCCAUCGACCUCAACCUCCUCAAGCCCGUCCGGCGCGAGGCCGGCGUCUUCGAGAGCCUCCGCAUCCACGGCGACUACAAGGACGUGGUCCGCAGCCUGGUCAUGUCCCACUUCCGCAAGAAGCAGCUCGAGCGCCGCUACGUCGACGCCGCCACCGAGGGCCCCGGCCAGGACCUCAUCCAGGGCAAGGGCCGCGGCCUCGUCGUCCUCCUCCACGGCGUCCCCGGCGUGGGCAAGACGGCGACCGCCGAGGCCGUGGCCAUGGAGAACAAGAAGCCGCUCUUCGUCAUCACCUGCGGCGACCUCGGCCUGUCCCCGUACGAGGUCGAGUCCCGCCUCAAGAACGUCUUCCGCCUGGCCCACCUGUGGGACUGCGUGCUGCUGCUCGACGAGGCCGACGUCUUCCUCUCGCAGCGCUCCAAGCAGGACAUGACGCGCAACGCCCUCGUCUCCGUCUUCCUCCGCGUCCUCGAGUACUACAACGGCCUGCUCUUCCUCACCACCAACCGCGUCGGCACCAUCGACGAGGCCUUCAAGUCCCGCAUCCACCUCUCCCUCUACUACCCGCCCCUCGACAAGACCCAGACCACCGAGAUCUUCCGCCUCAACAUCGCCAAGCUCAAGAUCAUGGAGUCGGAGCGCCACAAGAUGACCGGCGAGCCCGCCCUCGCCAUCAAGGACGACGAGAUCCUCGACUUCGCCGCCAAGCACUACGAGGACCUCGCCCGCUCCACCGGCUGCUGGAACGGCCGCCAGAUCCGAAACGCCUUCCAGAUCGCCUCCAGCCUGGCCCUGCACAACUACACCAAGGACGCCGAUGCCGCCCGCGCAAAGGGCCAGCUGCCGCCUGCUGCGCCCGUCUUGGACAGGAGACUGUUUGACAAGGUGCAGAUGUCGACGCAGAGCUUCGACAAGCACAUGAAGAAGGAGGAGGGCAAGUACGACGACGGACUGCCUCUGAGGAGCACCUUUCAGGAGUAA
Messenger RNA from Trichoderma citrinoviride, 2992 nucleotides. RefSeq lists its product as hypothetical. The record is from RefSeq and is a predicted model, not a curated record. Lineage: Eukaryota; Fungi; Ascomycota; Sordariomycetes; Hypocreales; Hypocreaceae. Gene Ontology annotation, molecular function: ATP hydrolysis activity; ATP binding. The transcript is spliced from 3 exons. The coding region runs from base 146 to 2992 and encodes 948 amino acids.